Messenger RNA from Mesitornis unicolor (brown roatelo), 1382 nucleotides. Its product is annotated as scavenger receptor cysteine-rich domain-containing group B protein-like. The record is from RefSeq and is a predicted model, not a curated record. Gene Ontology annotation, cellular component: membrane. Lineage: Eukaryota; Metazoa; Chordata; Aves; Mesitornithiformes; Mesitornithidae. The transcript is spliced from 6 exons. The annotation marks the transcript as partial.
CUUCCCUUGCAGGAGUCCCGCUGGCAGAAGAUGAAGAUGCAACCAAAGUUGAGAUCCGCCUCGUUGGUGGCCCCAGCCGCUGCUCUGGGAGAGUUGAGGUGCUUUACAAGGACUCCUGGGGGACCAUCUGUGAUGACCAGUGGGAUUUACGGGAGGCGAAGGUUGUGUGCAGGCAGCUGGGCUGUGGGACGGCGGUGUCAGCUCCUCGAGAGUCUAAAUAUGGGGAAGGGAAAGAUCAAAUCUGGCUGAGUGACGUGAACUGCAAAGGGACAGAAGCGUCCCUUGCCGAAUGCGAGGCGAAGCCGUGGGGAGACAACGUCUGCAACCAUGUGGAAGAUGCCAGUGUGGAGUGCUCAGAAACAGACAUAACUGAGCCAGGACCAGUCCGGCUGGUGGGAGGCCCCAACCGAUGUGCUGGGAGGGUCGAGGUGCUUCAUGAAGAGCAGUGGGGCAGCGUGUGUCACGAUGAUUGGGAUCUAAAUGAUGCCCAAGUCUUGUGCAAGCAACUAGGCUGUGGGGAUGCGGUGCUGGCCCCCAUUGGAGCCAAAUUUGGCCAAGGAUCUGAAACUAUCUGGCUGGAUGACGUGAACUGCACAGGGGUGGAAGCUGCUCUCUCUGAGUGCUCGGCGAGGCCAUGGGGGGACCACAAUUGUUACCACGGGGAAGAUGCCAGUGCAAUUUGUUCAGACUCGGGGAUCACCGUCUCAACUUCAGUCCGCCUUGUGGGUGGCCCCAACCGCUGCUCUGGGAGAGUUGAGGUGCUUCACAACGGCAUCUGGGGGACCAUCUGUGAUGACCAGUGGGAUUUACAGGAGGCAAAGGUUGUGUGCAGGCAGCUGGGCUGUGGGAAUGCUGUAUCAGCCCCUCCAGAGUCAAAAUACGGAGAAGGGAAAGGCCAGAUCUGGCUGAGUGACGUGAACUGCACGGGGACAGAAGCGUCCCUUGCCGAAUGUGAGGCGAAGCCGUGGGGUCACAACAUCUGCAACCAUGUGGAAGAUGCCAGUGUGGAAUGUUCAGAGGUGGACAUUCCUGAGGAGGGGCCAGUCCGGCUCGUAGAUGGCCCGAACAAGUGUGCUGGGAGAGUGGAGGUGCUCCACGAGAACCGGUGGGGCAGUGUGUGUGAUGACAACUGGGACAUGAAGGAUGCCAAGGUGGUGUGCAAGCAGGUGGGCUGUGGGUCACCAUUGUCGGCUCUGGGAGGUGCCCGCUAUGGGCGAGGGUCAGACAUCAUCUGGCUGGACGAUGUUGAAUGCAAUGGGACAGAAGACAGCAUCUUUGACUGUCAGGCCAGGCCAUGGGGUGAACACAACUGCUAUCACGGAGAGGACGCAGAUGUUGUUUGUGCAGUUAACAAGAACCUGGAGGAACCAGAAGCACCAUGA